AUGCUCGUCGACACCGCUUCGACGUCGCGAUCGCCGACGCCGAGAAUCGCGUCGAAACGCGACUCGCUGACGUGUAUGGUGUGCGGCGACGCGGCGCUCGGAAAACAUUAUGGUGUGAUCGCGUGCAAUGGAUGCAAGGGAUUCUUUCGACGAAGCAUUUGGAAGAAUCGCACCUACGCGUGCCGAUUCGGCGGCAAAUGCAAAGUGGCGAAAGAGCAACGGAAUGCGUGUCGAGCAUGCCGACUGACGUGUUGCCUAAAAGUCGGCAUGAAUCCGCGCGCGGUUCAAGGCGACAACAACGACGACACCGAGUGGGCGAGCGAAGCCGAGAAGCCGCUUCCGUCCGUCUGCGACAGCACCACACAAACGUGCGAUAUCGAACGACCGAUGAAGACGAAACAAGAAUUGAGAAGAGACACAUUGGUGGCGAACCUCAAAUCGGUCUAUCAUCGCACCGAUCCGCAAUACAUGUGGGAGCACACGCAUCCCGGACAAUACGAUUUCAAAUACGCGUUCUACAACACCGAAGUGGUGUCGGCGCGAACGCCGCUUCGGCCCACCGCUGAACGCGUCGCGUCGCUGGCUGACGUCGUCGACGAUUUCAGAAGAGCAUUCGUAUUAUACGCCGAUUUGAUUAAAUCGCUGCCGGAGUUCUUUCAAAUCAAUGAAGUUGAUCGCAUGCUCUUCGCAAAAUCGAGAUUCGCCUCAUUCUAUUGGUGGAUCACCGCCAAUUGGUCAGCAUCUGUUGGAUGUAAUGGCGUAUGCUACGCCAAUGGCGCAUAUCAUCCAGCCGAAGUCGACGAUAUGCCCAAGAGUGGUGGAAAACUGGGCGUUCGAAUCGAUUACAAUGGUGUCAGUCAGAAGAGUUUGGAUAAUCUCGUCGGACCUCUCAAACGGCUAAAUCUUAGCGAAGAAGAACGUCUUGUUGGAGCUAUGAUGGUGAUUGUUGCAGAUCCAGUUCCUAACGUUGAAAAAGAGACGGAAACAAUACUAUCGCGACUUCGCGACCAGAUCACUGAGAUCAUGCUUCUUUGCAUGAAUGGAACCGACGCUCAAAAAGCAGUUCGACUAGGCCAGCUGGCAUUGCUUGUUUCAUCAAUUACGGAUAUCGUGUACUUAUCAACGGAAAACAUACAACUUUCUGACGUCCUUCAUGUUAUUGACCUUGGGGAUUGGUCUUCGGAGCUGCGGCAGCACCGAUACAUGCAUAAAUUCUGA
This is a messenger RNA of Caenorhabditis bovis, 1218 nucleotides long. Lineage: Eukaryota; Metazoa; Nematoda; Chromadorea; Rhabditida; Rhabditidae. The record is from the annotation of a GenBank genome assembly.